GUCCCACAUUAACAAUUGAGUACGUUGGAUAUGUUCUCAAGCAAUCCAGCCUGGUCGGGAAUUGAUGGAGAUAGGGAUGCCAUGGGCUGAGGUGGUCAGGCUGCACAUGAUCUGCGGCUUUGUCUGUGUGCCUCGAUAGGGCCGGGGAUUACCUCGGCCCGGUCAUUUGCAGGGUUGUUGUUGUGGUAGAAGUCAAUUCACUCCGUUUCUUCUUACCUUCUGUUCCGUCUCGUCCAACACCACCUUGAAGCAUCCUUUGUCCCCUCGAGUUUCAGAGAUCGCGAGAUGAACGACAGUAUCGAAAUCGAGUAUUAUGAGGACAGCCCCCAAGAGCGCAUCGAGGAACUUGAAUCCCAAUUGCGGCUCCUGACAGAGAAACUCGCAUUCGCAGUCGAUAAGGCAAAUGACCUCGAACAACAGCUUCGUCGCUCGCAGCCUCGACCACCAAGUCCCACACCCUCCACGGCUUCCAGCACCACCAACACCACACCGCCCGCGAAAGGCCGUUUUGGGAUAUGGACGAGGAGACCAAGUUCACCGAGAGCGGACGUAGAGCUCGUUAGGCUCCCGCAGGUCAAUAUCGUGCCGCCUACACCUGAACGAAACCAAAACGGAUCACGAGCGCCGAGUAGGGAGAAGGGACUCCCCCGUGUUCCGGAUCUUCUACACGAAUUGGAUGAAGAGAGGAGAAUGAGGUGUGUUGCCGAAACAGCUCUGGCGCAACUACAAGGCGAAGUUGAAGAACUCUCAGCAUCCCUCUUUUCCGAAGCCAACAACCUCGUCUCAUCCUCGAAUCAACAACUGCAUCAUACACAAUCCGUUCUACAGUCCACGACACAGCAACUUACCACCACAUCCGCCACGCUUACGGCGACUCAGGCAGAACUUUUGGCUACGGGAAUUGAUCUGGCACGGGAACGGGAGAAGUCGAAGAGGUUAGAGGAGAGGUUCGGGGAUAUGGAGAAGAGGGACGUUGAGAGGAGGGAGAGGAUUGAAGCGUUGGAGAAGGCAGUAGAGAGGGUUGGGCGGGUGCGUGGGUUGGUUAGAGCGAACUUUUCUGCAUGAAUGGAGAAGAAUGAUGGGGAGAGUGACACGGGUACGGCAUUGGAAAGUAGUUUUGGCGCUUUUGGGCUCGUUUUUGAUCCACUUAUCGAUAAUAAUAUCUAAUGCGUAUUGUCAACAGGAG
Saitoella complicata NRRL Y-17804 is the source of this 1186-nucleotide messenger RNA. RefSeq lists its product as uncharacterized. NCBI's taxonomy places the organism in Eukaryota, Fungi, Ascomycota, Saitoellomycetes, Saitoellales, Saitoellaceae. The coding region runs from base 286 to 1065 and encodes 259 amino acids. The transcript has a single exon. Gene Ontology annotation, biological process: exocytosis. The record is from RefSeq and is a predicted model, not a curated record. Gene Ontology annotation, cellular component: Golgi to plasma membrane transport vesicle; cell tip. Gene Ontology annotation, molecular function: guanyl-nucleotide exchange factor activity.